This is a messenger RNA of Adineta ricciae, 315 nucleotides long. NCBI's taxonomy places the organism in Eukaryota, Metazoa, Rotifera, Eurotatoria, Adinetida, Adinetidae. The record is from the annotation of a GenBank genome assembly.
AUGAGUAACUACAAUCCAAAAACUCCGAUGCAAACAGCAAGACCAAAAAAUGAACAUUUCUAUACAAAAUUUCAAGUUCAUUAUGCAGGUGACAUCCAUGAAAUCGUUUUGAAGACUAAUCAAGAACCAACAUGUGGUGAUCUAGCAAAAGCUUUACAGCAAACAUAUCGUGUUCCAAUGGAUAAACAAAUGGUGUACUAUCGUGGCCAGCCACUUCAUCAUCAUAGUCCUAGUGGUUAUGAACGUCCUCUAGCAAGAUAUGGCAUGUUUUCGGGAAAUUUAAUUCGCUUGGUUGGUAAACGCGGAUUGAUUUAA